AUGUCGUCGCCGCCACCCACCACUCCCAGCGCCCUCCUUCCGCGCAAGCGGCCGUCAAUCUCGUCCACAGCAUCCGGCCAAGCGAAACGGCCGCGCAUGCAUCCUCUUCGCCAAACCUCUUUCCCAACGGGCAUGGGCCUGGAAUACGAUAACUCACGCAGUCGAGCGCCCAGUGAUGCCGGGAGUGUUACGGGCAGUUUCACGGGUAGUCUGGGAGGCACAAGCAGUGUAUUCGACGGACCGAAGAAAAGGGGUCGCAAGAAGAAAGCUGAUAAAGAAAGGGAAGAUGCUUCGAUAGCAAGAGGUGGUGCAGCAGAUGGACGGAGUACGAGGGUUGGUUCGGCGGACAUUGAUGGAGGUUCAGUCAGAGGGGGAGCUGGAGGAGGGAAUGAGGAAGCUGCAGAGGAGGAAGAGGAACAGGAUAUGGAAGGGGAUAUGCUUGGUGGCACAGAGGGGUUUCUUGAUGUCGCUACGGAGAAGAAGAAUCUUGCUGUUCUGACAGGUUCAUUCACACCGCUUCAAGCAGAUCGAUAUGAGAAAUGGAACCGUACACGAUUACGAAAAGAGACUCUUCGUCGGAUUGUCAAUCAUGCUCUGUCACAGUCUGUUCCGCAGAGCGUUGUGACUGUGGUGAAUGGCUUCACCAAGGUUUUCAUCGGCGAGAUUAUCGAGAAAGCUAGAACUGUGCAGGAAGAAUGGGCGGAAGCGUUCGAUCUCUCUGCUCGCGUGACCUGGGAACGCGAACAGGCUGAACUCGAGACGGCUGCAGCUGCAAAGGCAGCAGCUGAAGCAGAAGCCAAGGCCAGAGAGGAGGCAAAGGCAAAAGAAGAUGCCAAAGCUCGGGAAGAAGCACAAACAAACUCUGGAUCAGCAUCAGCCGAAUCCAAAGAAAGCGACAAAACAACCACUGCAAUGAAAAGCGAACCCCAAUCUCCUCCUGGGCCGAAUAAUAUUCCAGCCCUGCCAUCAGCAGCCGGGUUUCCCACGACUCAUUUAACACCUUAUGCAUCGACUCCGAAUGCAGGACAACUGGCCAACGGAAUGAAGAUGGAGACACAUCGCACUUUUAUCCCCCCAGUAAACCCACAUCGUGGCCAGCUACUUCCAGAUCACAUUCGUGAAGCUCUAAGACGCUACAAACGUGAUGGCGAGGGUGGAGGGACUGGUAUGUCUGGUCUGAGUCAGCCGAUGAUGGGAGUUAGAGGUGCCUUUUCCUGGCAGGCCGGACCUGGAGGGAGGAGAUUGUUUCGAUGAAUCUGAUAACCAUGAAAAUGCUUAUUUGUGGAUAUGAGCUUUACUGACGAUACCCUUUGCAUUAUUUUUGAGCAUUACUUGAACUAACUUGUCCUUUUUGGGAGAAAACAAUCAUCACAUC
Talaromyces stipitatus ATCC 10500 is the source of this 1375-nucleotide messenger RNA. Its product is annotated as transcription initiation factor TFIID subunit beta, putative. The transcript has 2 exons. Lineage: Eukaryota; Fungi; Ascomycota; Eurotiomycetes; Eurotiales; Trichocomaceae. Gene Ontology annotation, biological process: RNA polymerase II preinitiation complex assembly; transcription initiation at RNA polymerase II promoter. The record is from RefSeq and is a predicted model, not a curated record. Gene Ontology annotation, molecular function: protein heterodimerization activity; transcription coactivator activity. Gene Ontology annotation, cellular component: transcription factor TFIID complex; nucleus. The coding region runs from base 1 to 1254 and encodes 417 amino acids.